GCUGGGAGCUGAGUUUCGGGCGAUACCGAGCGGCGGCCGCCGGGAGCCCGGCGCGUAGCUGGGGUCUUGGGCGUCGCGAGAGGAACUCUGCGCCCCCCUGACCUCCGUGUAGCCGUGCGGUUAGGGGAAGGUCUCCUCGGGUGUCAGCUCGUCAGGAUCGUGGGUAGACGCACACCCGAGGGGACGGGACGUGCCAGCUUACUCGCGACCGACUGAAACUCGGGAAUCGUGUGAGGCAGAUUAACAUCCAGAGGGCUUUUUCUAAGUACCACCAUUAGUUGACUACAAGUCUCCCUCACUAUCAGUUUCGCUGCUGGUUUUGUAGUGGCAGAAAUGCUGAGCUUCCUGAGAAGAACGCUUGGCCGCCGGUCUAUGCGUAAACAUGCUGAGAGGGAGCGACUCCGAGAGGCACAGCGUGCUGCCACGCACAUUCCUGCAGCUGGAGAUGCCAAGUCCAUCAUCACGUGCAGGGUGUCCCUUCUGGAUGGUACAGAUGUUAGUGUGGACUUGCCGAAAAAAGCCAAAGGACAGGAGCUUUUCGAUCAAAUUAUGUAUCACCUGGACUUGAUUGAAAGUGACUAUUUUGGUCUGAGAUUCAUGGAUUCGGCCCAAGUAGCUCAUUGGUUGGAUGGUACAAAAAGCAUCAAAAAGCAAGUAAAAAUUGGUUCACCCUAUUGUCUUCAUCUUCGGGUUAAGUUUUAUUCCUCGGAACCAAACAAUCUUCGUGAGGAGCUAACCCGGUAUCUAUUUGUUCUGCAGUUAAAACAAGAUAUUCUCAGUGGGAAAUUAGAGUGUCCCUUUGAUACAGCCGUUCAGUUGGCCGCUUAUAAUCUGCAGGCUGAGCUUGGCGACUAUGAUCUUGCUGAACAUAGUCCUGAACUUGUCUCCGAGUUCAGAUUUGUGCCCAUUCAGACCGAAGAGAUGGAGCUGGCUAUUUUUGAGAAAUGGAAGGAAUACAGAGGUCAGACACCAGCACAAGCUGAAACCAAUUAUCUGAAUAAAGCCAAAUGGCUAGAAAUGUAUGGAGUUGAUAUGCACGUGGUCAAGGCUAGAGAUGGGAAUGACUAUAGCUUGGGACUAACUCCAACAGGAGUCCUUGUGUUUGAAGGAGAAACCAAAAUCGGCUUGUUUUUCUGGCCCAAGAUAACCAGAUUGGAUUUUAAGAAGAAUAAAUUAACUCUGGUGGUUGUGGAAGAUGACGAUCAGGGUAAAGAACAAGAGCACACCUUUGUCUUUAGACUGGAUCAUCCAAAGGCCUGCAAACACUUAUGGAAAUGUGCAGUGGAGCACCACGCCUUCUUCCGUCUCCGAGGACCUGUCCAAAAGAGUUCUCAUCGAUCGGGAUUCAUUCGACUAGGAUCACGAUUUAGAUAUAGUGGAAAAACUGAAUAUCAGACCACAAAAACUAACAAAGCAAGAAGAUCGACCUCCUUUGAAAGAAGGCCCAGCAAGCGAUACUCCCGGCGGACCCUACAGAUGAAAGCAAGCACAACAAAACCUGAAGAUCUUGGUGUUCAUGAUACUUCAACCCAGAAUAAUGACUCCCAACAGGCUUGGGGUGUGAGGUCUCCUGUGCCUGUGAUCCCUUCCUCAACUUCUGGUCCUGUGCUGGUGGAGAUAGAGAAUCUUCCACAGAAUUCUGCAGCAAACCAACACGACAGGAAAUGCUUGCCUCUGAAUGUUGAAUUGCUAAAUAGCCCAGACUUACUAGAAACAACCAUUGGUGAUGUAACAAGGACAUCAAAUACGAGGACAUCCCUAGCACCAGAUGACAUUAAUGUAGCCACCAGGUCAAAUGAAUUAGAGGAGCCCAAAGUGGAAUCUGAGACAUUAAAAGAUGACACAGAGAAGCUUAAAGAGCUCGAAAUGGAGCAGAAUAUCUUGCCAUCUCCUCGACCUCCCAUUGACAUUAAUGUCAACAGCCAGGAAGAAGUGGUAAAGUUGACUGAGAAAUGUCUUAAUAAUGCCAUUGAGAGCCCAGGAUUGAAUGCAGUAAGGGUUCCUCCUGACUUCAAGAGCAAUAUUUUGAAGGCUCAAGUAGAAGCAGUGCAUAAGGCUUCAAGAGAAGAUAGUUUAACUCAAAAAAAUGCCAGCAUUCAGGAUGCUGCCACAAACAGCACUGUAAAUGAGGAUGUGCCCUCGUGCAGAGACUCUCCCACUCCGACACAUGCCACAGCUGCAGACAGUGGGUCUGCAAUCAAGGAUGCGACAGAUGAAUUGGAUGCCUUACUUCUUUCUCUAACUGAGAAUUUGAUGGACCACACAGUCACACCUCAGGUGUCUUCGUCAUCCAUGAUCACACCCCGGUGGAUUAUUCCAAGUGCUGCCGUCUCCAACAGGCUCACAGGGUGUGGACCGUCUGUGGCCGGGACCGAAGGGUGUGGUCCUAAAGAAGGAUUCUCACUCAUCUCCCCCCCAGCACCGUUCUUGGUAGAUGCUGUGACCAGCUCGGCUCCUCUGGCUGAAGACCCAGUCUUGAAGCAGAAGUGCUUGCUGACCACUGAGCUCUGAGGGCUGCUGCUCCCACUGGAUCUGGAAUGCCCCACACUAUCCUGUCAGCCCUGGAUCCAGCCCAGUGAGUCCUUUACUUGGAGAAAACCUUCUACCUGGAUUUGACUUCAACUCCAUGAAGAAAGCUACAUUUUCCGUCCGACUGGAAGUCUACCCCACAUAACUGAAGAUAACCUCCUCUUCUUCCAAUCAAUUCCCCAUCAUCUAAAUUCAUUAGUUCCCGGCAAACUCUUGGCUCCACCUAGCGGUCCCUACUGUUUAUGGCAGCCUGUGGCAAGGCUUGCUGCCCAGAGCCUUUUCACUGCCGUUCCAGUGAUGUCAGGGUGAGCACACCUGACCCGAAAGCCUGCUGGAGAAACGAGUGGCGUUUCCCUGCACUGUCCCUGAAGUGGGAACUUAGGAAGAGAUGGAAACACUGUAGGUGGAUCCCAGACCAGCUCUCACAGUCGCAGGACUCUAGGGACGCUGAGAGAUGGAGGCUUUAUGUCAGCCACACUCUGCGGCCUGAGCAGUAACCAUCUUACUGCUCUUAGGAACUACGGAGUGAUUGUCUCCAGCCUUGUGCUCCCCAGACCCCUUUCCUAGAGGAAGGAUCCACAUCACUCCCGUCUGUAGCUUUGGUGUUUGGUCAGAGACCUGAGUACUCCACCUGCGGCCUGUGCUGUCCAUGCAACCCUAAUUGGCUUACAGCUGUGAAGGUCAGCACAGCAGCGCUCCAAACCAGGACCUGUUUAGACACAGCCUCCGGUUCCUUUCCGCGUAAGCUGAGUGAAAAGAAAAGGGAAACACCGGGCAGAGAUGGAGAAUGGUGGCGAGAGGGACCGGGUUCUUGAAGACUCCACUAGGAAGCUGUGCACAGUGUAGUGAAUGAAGGCAGCCCACAUUAGGGUUUUGUAUCCGCUUUAAAGUUCUCUAGAAUCCCAUAUUCUCUGUACCCAAAGAAGUUCUGGUGUUGAAGUGGUACGUGCUCACCGUGGAAAAGUGUAUGGGUAUGGACCUGAGCCAGCACAGGGAAUGACACUACAGUAGCUCAUGUGUGGGCUGGAAGAUGAGGACCUCAGCUGCCGUGGGGACUGGGGAAGCCACUGGUGUUGCCCUCUCACCAAGCACCGAUGUUAUCUGGUUUCUGCCUGUCAUGUGAUGUGUGUAUGGUUGAGCACUCAUUCUUCUCAGCUAAGAGAACAUCCAGCUCUGUGGUUCAGAUGCUGUGAUCUGGACUACCCUGGCUUCCCCAUUGUGUAUUAUGUGUUCAGGCAGAUGCUAGUGUCUAACUGGGAAGCUUGGGGAUUCGGCCUUACACUUUCAAGAGGAGCUGGACAGUUAGAAAGCACCUUUCCGAAAGGAGACAGAACUGCCCUUCUUGCUGGCUGGCUCCCCUUAGCCAGUAGGCGGCUCGUGCAUUUCCCUGGCAGUGUUUUGCCAGUCCACAAUAUUAAGACAUUCCUCACAGUGUGGGACCUAGAACCCGGGGCUUGCUCCAGGACACUGGGCUGGGUCCUGAGCGGCCUACAUAGUCUGCUGUGCUGCUAACCACACAAUGGCUAAGGCAUGAUGGCUUAGAAGUCCUACGUGUCUCAUCCUGUGUAGGAUUGAGCACUGUCCUUUCAAGACAGAGUAGCUGAUAGUACCCCAUAACAUCUGUGUCUCCAGGUACCUGAAUUCUUCAGAGUAUUACUAGGGACUUUGUUAGGGAUCACUUGGAUCUCCAGUGAAAAGAAAUCCUCUGUCCUAGUGUCGAGUCUUAAGUUAGAACUAACGCUUGAGUGAUGCAUUUGCCCUGACAGAUCAGACACACGUCAGACUUGUCAGAGGGUGUUCUGCCCCUCUGAAAGUGCAGCGGUCUAUCACGACAGACCCGGGGGCACCUGGAAGUGGUAGGUGGGAGUAUGUGAAGCUGUCAAGAAUGGGUAGAGUGAGGCGGAGGUGACAGCUGGGUAGGAAGGGGCAUCUGCCAGUGCUGUGUCUUUAUGUCACACUGGAGCUAGUGCCCAGAAGCUGCCCUUCUGUUCCCAGGGAGCAGCCAGACAAAGUGCCUGGGGUCAGUAAGAUGUGAAGUUACAGUUAGCAGUCCUAGACUCCACCUCAGCGCUGGAAAGGAGUCUGUCUGUCCGUGUGAAUAUGUAAAUGAUCUGGAGACCAGCAGCCCUCUCUACACGGGCGGCACUCCCGGCUGUCUCUCCUGAUCCUCAGGAGGCUGCUGGAUAGAGCCAGGAGCAGACUCCUUAGCGUCUUACAUUGCUUUGAGAAAAAUUCUUGUGGAAACAUUCUUUCCGUGUCCUGCUGACGGACGGUGGGCACUUCCUUUGCACAGGCUCAGGCGCCCUGGGUGUGUCUGCGGAUGAGACCUCUGAGCUGUUUCUAGGAUCUACUGCUUGCUCUUCCUCCAUUUCUGGCUAAAACUUGGACCUCUCUUCUCUUAACUGAGUCCCAGGAAGUCUUGCUGUCGUUUGCAAGAUUGUGUAGUCGCUCAACUGGUGAAAAACUUGGAGUUUUUUGUUUGUUUUAUGCUUUGGGUGUUUUUUGUUUUAUGGGUUUUGUGUGUGUGUGUGUGUGUGUGUGUGUGUGUGUGUGUGUGUGUGUGUGUGUUGACAGGGUUUCUCUGUGUAGCUCUGGCUGUCUGAACCCCCUCCAUAGACCAGGCUAGUCUGAAACUCAGAGAUCUGCCUGCCUCAGCCUCCCAAAUGCUGGGCUUAAGGGGAUGCUCCACCACCUCCCAGCAACUUGGCUGUUUUCUAAGUAAGGGUUUUAAGGAACAAAAUCCUUGUCUUCUCAUUUAGCAAGUAUCAUUUCCUCAUUUGUUGUUUUACUUUGUUCUGCUGUUUUGAGACAGAGUCUCAGUGUGUAGCCCAGGGUGGUCUUGAACUCACAGGAGUUCUCCUGUCUCACUUUCCAAGUACAGGAAUUUCAGUCAUGAACCGCCAGACCUAGUGUAUGUUGUACUGACAAGGUUUUGGUUGGUUGGGUUUGGGUUUUGAGUUGCUAGGGACCAGAACCAGGACCUUGGACUGAUAGUGGCAGCACCUGCCUAUAACCCCAGCACUCAGCAGGCAGAGGCGGGUGGAUCUCUGCGAGCUGCAGGCAGAGGCGGGUGGAUCUCUGCGAGCUGCAGGCAGAGGCGGGUGGAUCUCUGUGAGCUGCAUGCAGGCAGACCAAUGCCUGAGGCCCUUGUCUCACUCUGCCCUGAGCCGUCUCCAGAUCCAGAGCUGGAGACCACAAACAGUUCACCACUGUGCUGCUGCUGCUGCCCAGCACCGCCAAGGCCAGUGCCCGGGAGCAUAGCUGUGCCCACUAAAGCUUGUUUAUAACCAAGCUCCAAGCCAGUGCUUCUCAACCUGUGGGUCACCACCCCUUUGGGGGCCACAUAUCCGAUAUCCUACAUAUAAGAUACUGACAUUGUGAUUCAUAACAGUAGCAAACUUACAGUUAUGAAGUAGCAACUAAAUAAUUUUGUAGCUGGGGUCACUGUAACAGGAAGGGUCACAGCAUUAGGAAGGUUGGGAACCGCCGCAAGUGCUGCUCCCCGGCUCUGAGAGCAGUGGAGUUGCUGCUUGUUCAUGAAGCUGCAGGGUGAGACCAGGUCUCAGCCGCGAGAGUCUCGGUGGGAUCCUGUUAAUCCAUCUCUUGGCCAUGGAGUUGACUGAACUCAGAUACACCUGUGUAAUAAAGAAUGCAUGUUUAUAGAUCAUUUGUACUUUUUACUGAAAAAAAAAAUACCUGAGUUUGUGGGCAGUCAGGAUGGACUUUCUGGAAACAUCCUUGUGCUGCCAGGAUGGGGGAGCUCGGUUUGCGCUAGGGGAACUUGUCCUGAGCUGAGUUCUGCUGUGGUUCAGAGUUCUUGCUGGAGACUUGCUGGUAGGGCUGCAGUCCUUCCUCUCAUUGCAUUGUGGGGGGUGAUACCCGCUAAUUCUCAGGAUUUCUUAUCAGAGGAGUGUGUGUGAGAGAGUCUGUGUGAGUGUGUGUGUGUCUGUGUAUGUAUGUGAGUGUGUGAGGGAGUCUGUGUUGUGAGUCUGUAUGUAUGUGAGUGUGUGUGUUUGAGAGAGUCUGUGUUUUGUGUGUGUGUGUGAGUCUAUGUAUGUGAGUGUGUGUGUGAGAGUCUGUGUGUGAGAGUGUAUGAGUGUGUAUGUGAGUGUGUCUUUUCAUGGAGCCCUUUGCUCUCCUGGUUUUCACAUCUGGAUACAGUAGAUGGUUAUGAGAACUCUCACCAACUAUUUUGUGUUUACUUUUCUACAUGGUAAACUCUGCAGUAGCUUUGAAACUGUAAUUUAUUUUUGUAUGAGGUACACUAUAUUCAGAAUCCCCAUUGUAUAUGGCUUGUGUUAGAAGCACUACCCUGAACUGUGAAUAGUCUGUACACUGAACACGAUCUGUAGACAUGACCCAUUCAAAUAAAACAAUGAGAACAUUCAUGC
This is a messenger RNA of Alexandromys fortis (reed vole), 6920 nucleotides long. It is a transcript of the gene Epb41l5, whose product is annotated as erythrocyte membrane protein band 4.1 like 5. The record is from RefSeq and is a predicted model, not a curated record. Gene Ontology annotation, molecular function: cytoskeletal protein binding. Gene Ontology annotation, cellular component: cytoskeleton. Bases 334 to 2511 code for a protein of 725 amino acids. NCBI's taxonomy places the organism in Eukaryota, Metazoa, Chordata, Mammalia, Rodentia, Cricetidae. The transcript has 25 exons.